Messenger RNA from Yamadazyma jaroonii, 2037 nucleotides. NCBI's taxonomy places the organism in Eukaryota, Fungi, Ascomycota, Pichiomycetes, Serinales, Debaryomycetaceae. The record is from the annotation of a GenBank genome assembly.
AUGGAAUACACACCAUUCCCUUGGUGGAGAUUGGUAAUCUAUGAUUUGUUAUUAUGGAUCUUGAACAUUACCUUUGAUUGUUUUUUCCGAGAGAUUCGAAGUAGAAAUGCUUUCAAAAUUCCAACAACUGGACCAGUGAUAUUUGUGGGAGCUCCUCAUGCUAACCAAUUUGUUGAUCCAGUUAUCUUGAUGAAUCAAGUUAAGAAAGAAAGUGGUAGAAGAAUAUCAUUCCUUAUUGCUGCUAAAUCUUAUAGAUUGAAAGUAAUUGGGUGGAUGUCGAAAUGUCAACUUUCAAUUCCUGUUGAAAGAGCUCAAGAUAACUUGAAACCUGCUAAAGGUAAGAUCUUUAUUGAUUUCAAUGAACCAAACUUAGUUAAAGGUGAAGGUACUGAAUUCACAAGCUUCUUAAAACCAAAAUGUUUAUUGGCUUUACCCAAUUCCUUAGGAGCUUCAGAAAUUGAUUCUGUUAUUGAUGAUACCACUUUACUCAUCCGUAAACCGUUCAAUAAGAGUGAAAAGAUCGUAGACUUGUUAUCUAAAGGUACUGGUUUCAAAUAUGCUGAGAAAAUUGAUCAAAAUGAAGUUUACCAUCAAGUUUUCAAUCAUUUAUCUCAUGGUAAUUGUUUAGGUAUAUUCCCUGAAGGUGGGUCACAUGAUAGAACUGAUUUAUUACCUAUAAAGGCCGGGGUGGCCAUUAUGGCUUUAGGAGCUAUGGCUAAUAAUCCUCAAUGUAAUGUAAAGAUUGUUCCUUGUGGAAUGAACUAUUUCAAUGCCCAUAAAUUCCGUUCAAGAGCUGUUAUUGAGUACGGUACACCCAUAGAAAUUCCUCGAGAAAUGAUUGAACGUUAUCAACAACCUGAAAACACAAAAGAAGUGGUCAAGGACUUACUUGACUUAAUUACCAGUGGAUUAAAAGCUGUCACUGUCACUUGUGACUCCUAUGAGACAUUAAUGGUGGUACAAGCCGCACGUAGAUUGUACGCUCAAAAUUUCGCUUCCAGAUUACCUUUACCUUUGGUAGUGGAAAUGAAUAGAAGAUUGGUUUUAGGUUAUGAAACGUUCAAGAAUGAAGUUCAAGUUCAACAAUUAAAAGCCAAGAUUUUAACCUAUAAUGAACAACUUCAACAAUUAUAUUUACCUGAUCAUCAUGUGGAAACAUUUGAUGAAAAUGCAAAAUUCCGUAAUCUUGGGGUUCUUCUUUAUAGAAUUAUCAAAUUAUUUGUUUUCGUGAUUUUAGCGUUACCCGGAGCAAUCUUAUUUUCUCCGGUGUUCAUUAUAGCCAAAAGAAUAUCAAGUCAAAAGAAGAAAGCUGCAUUAGCUAAUUCUGUGGUUAAAAUUCAAGCUAAUGAUGUAGUUGCUACAUGGAAAAUAUUGGUUAGUCUUGUGAUAGCUCCAAUUUUCUAUAGUUUCUAUGCUUCUAUAGCAGUUUAUUACUUCAAACAAUACUAUACAUACCGUUUGAAUGGAUUACUUUUAUGGUUAUCCUUAUACUGUUUCAACGUAUUAAUUACUUAUAGUGCCUUGAUCACUGGAGAACAAGGAAUGGACCUUUUUAAAAGUAUCAGACCUUUAUAUUUAUCAUUAACUGAUGGUAGUAGUAUUAAAGAAUUGAAAUCUUUAAGAAAACAAUUGAUUGAAGAUAUUACUGAAGCAGUGAAUGAGUUCGGGUAUAAAUUAUUCCCUAAAGAUUUCAAUUUAUUAGAAUUAAAUGAUGAAGAAGAAGAAACUAUCACCAUGAACCUUAAAAGAAGAAGACAAAGGAAACAAGAUUCAGUUUCAAGUUCAAAUUCAUCUUCAUCACUUAAUUCUCAAUUCUCUUCAUCAAGUUCCAUGUCUGAUGGAGUUUCAUUCAUUAAUUCUCAUAAAUCCUUCAGUAACAUUCCUGUGUUCUCAGAUUAUCAAUUGUUUGAGAAUAAGAACUCCGAUACUCCUAACUUAUCGAGAUCAGGUUCAUCAUUGGAAUUAAAUUUCAAAUCAGGGAAAUUAUCCGAUUUAAUUAAGAAUAAAAUAAGAGAGAAGAGAGAUAAAGUUGAGUAG